CCUUCCUCCUCCGCCUCCUCAGCUCUUGGGGUAGAAUAUCUAUGGGUCGAAACGUGAUGCGAUGAAUCCGAGAGAGACCGAAACUGGGACGUGGAGUGCGGCGGAAGCGGCGGGACUCCUAGGCAUGGGGGCUUCAUCACAAUAGAGGCAGCGCCCCCACCCGCCCCUUCUGAGCGAAGCCCCUAAAUCCCCUCGGGAAAAGGAUGGCGGCGGCACCUACCCAGAUCGAAGCUGAGCUGUAUUACCUGAUCGCUAGAUUCUUGCAGUCCGGACCAUGCAACAAAUCUGCUCAGGUGCUAGUGCAGGAGCUCGAGGAGCAUCAGCUGAUUCCGCGCCGCUUAGACUGGGAAGGGAAAGAGCACCGAAGAAGCUUUGAGGAUCUGGUGGCAGCCAAUGCACACAUUCCUCCAGACUACCUCCUUAAAAUUUGUGAGCGGAUUGGUCCCUUACUAGAUAAGGAGAUCCCUCAGAGUGUUCCUGGGGUACAGACAUUACUAGGCGUUGGUCGGCAAUCUCUCUUACGGGAUGCCAAAGACUGUAAGAGUACACUAUGGAAUGGGUCUGCGUUUGCAGCUCUACAUAGAGGCAGACCUCCAGAACUACCUGUAAAUUACGUGAAACCUCCAAAUGUGGUGAAUAUCACCUCUGCCAGGCAAUUAACUGGAUGUAGUCGUUUCAGCCAUAUUUUCCCUUCAUCUGCUUACCAGCACAUUAAGAUGCAUAAGAGAAUUUUGGGGCACUUAUCAUCAGUCUACUGUGUAGCAUUUGACCGAAGUGGGAGAAGAAUUUUUACAGGUUCAGAUGACUGUUUGGUGAAAAUUUGGGCUACAGAUGAUGGACGCCUCCUUGCUACACUUCGAGGGCACUCUGCUGAAAUUUCUGACAUGGCUGUUAACUAUGAAAACACUCUCAUUGCCGCAGGCAGCUGUGAUAAGGUGGUAAGAGUGUGGUGUCUUCGAACUUGUGCACCAGUUGCAGUCCUUCAGGGACAUUCAGCAUCUAUUACUUCCAUACAGUUUUGUCCAUCAACUAAAGGCACAACCAGAUACCUCACUUCUACUGGUGCUGAUGGAACAGUGUGUUUCUGGCAAUGGCAUGCAAAAACAAUGAAGUUUAGAGAUCGUCCAGUGAAAUUUACUGAGAGAUCCAGACCUGGAGUUCAGAUAUCUUGUUCAUCUUUUAGUUCUGGUGGUAUGUUUAUUACAACAGGUAGCACUGACCAUGUGAUUAGGAUAUAUUAUUUGGGUUCUGAGGUCCCAGAGAAAAUUGCUGAAUUAGAGUCACACACGGAUAAAGUUGUUGCUGUUCAAUUCUGUAACAAUGGAGACAGUUUAAGAUUUGUUAGUGGAAGUAGAGAUGGAACAGCAAGAGUUUGGCAGUAUCAGCAACAAGAAUGGAAGAGUAUAGUGCUAGAUAUGGCUACUAAAUUGACUGGGAGUCAUUUGCCAUCUGCAGAAGACAAGGUCACUAAACUUAAGGUGACUAUGGUGGCCUGGGAUCGCUAUGACACCACAGUUAUUACUGCUGUGAACAAUUUCCUCUUGAAAGUGUGGAAUUCUGUUACAGGGCAACUUCUUCAUACUUUAUCUGGACACGAUGAUGAAGUAUUUGUUUUAGAAGCACACCCAUUUGAUCAAAGGAUCAUACUUUCAGCAGGUCAUGAUGGGAACAUUUUUAUUUGGGACCUUGACCGGGGGACCAAAAUUCGGAAUUAUUUUAAUAUGAUUGAAGGCCAAGGUCAUGGUGCAGUGUUUGACUGUAAGUUUUCACCAGAUGGAAACCAUUUUGCCUGUACAGAUUCUCAUGGACAUUUACUGCUCUUUGGCUUUGGAUGCAGUAAAUAUUACGAAAAGAUUCCAGAUCAGAUGUUCUUCCACACGGAUUAUCGACCUCUUAUCCGUGAUGCCAACAACUAUGUAUUGGAUGAACAAACUCAACAAGCUCCUCACCUCAUGCCUCCCCCAUUCUUAGUGGAUGUUGAUGGAAAUCCUCAUCCCACAAAAUUCCAAAGGCUAGUGCCAGGACGGGAAAAUUGUAAAGAUGAACAACUUAUACCACAGCUGGGAUAUGUGGCUAAUGGUGAUGGUGAAGUCGUAGAACAGGUAAUUGGGCAACAAACCAAUGACCAAGAUGAGAGCAUUCUUGAUGGAAUAAUAAGGGAACUACAGAGAGAACAAGAUCUGAGACUAAUUAAUGAAGGAGAUGUUCCACAUUUUCCAAUUAAUAGAUCAUACUCUGCUAAUGGUGCUCUGAGAAGUCCAAAUAUGAACAUAUCUUCUCCAAAUAUUGGGCUCCGACGUAGUGGUCAAAUUGAAGGUGUCCGACAAAUGCAUAACAAUGCUCCUCGGAGCCAGAUGGCUACUGAACGAGAUCUCAUGGCUUGGAGCAGAAGAGUGGUGGUCAAUGAACUAAAUAAUGGGGUUAGUAGGGUGCAGGAAGAAUGUCGAGCUGCAAAAGGUGACAUAGAAAUCUGUCUUUAUACAGUUGAAAAGAAAAAAAAGCCAUCUUAUACUUCUCAAAGGAAUGAUUAUCAACCUAGCUGUGGGCGAUCUUUACGAAGGACACAGCGAAAGCGCCAGCACACUUACCAAACACGGUCUAACAUAGAACAUAAUUCACAAACAUCAAGUCAAAAUUCAGGUGUACAGGAAGACUUAGACAGCUCCUCAGAGGAAGAUGAAACAGUUGGCACAAGUGAUGCUUCUGUAGAGGAUCCUGUUAUUGAGUGGCAAAGUGAAAGUUCUUCCAGUGAUUCUUCCAGUGAGUAUUCUGACUGGACAGCAGAUGCUGGGAUAAAUUUGCAACCUCCAAAAAGACAAACCAGACAGGCAACUCGGAAAAUAUGCAGCAGCUCUGAGGAGGAAAAUUUGAAGACGUUAGAAGAUAGGCAAAAGAAACCUAAACAAACUAGAAAGAAGAAAGGAGGACUGGUUUCUAUGUCAGGUGAACCCAAUGAAGAAUGGUUUGCCCCUCAGUGGAUCUUGGAUACCAUACCACGACGUUCCCCAUUUGUUCCACAGAUGGGAGAUGAGCUUAUCUAUUUUAGGCAAGGACAUGAAGCUUAUGUGCGGGCUGUAAGGAAAUCAAAAAUAUACAGUGUUAAUUUACAAAAACAGCCAUGGAACAAAAUGGACCUCAGGGAACAAGAAUUUGUUAAGAUUGUAGGAAUCAAAUACGAGGUUGGACCUCCUACGCUAUGCUGCUUGAAGCUUGCAUUUCUGGAUCCCAUUUCAGGCAAAAUGACUGGAGAAUCCUUUUCCAUUAAGUAUCAUGACAUGCCAGAUGUAAUUGACUUCCUUGUGCUACAUCAGUUUUAUAAUGAAGCCAAAGAAAGAAACUGGCAGAUUGGUGAUAGAUUCCGCAGUAUAAUAGAUGAUGCCUGGUGGUUUGGAACUGUGGAGAGUCAGCAGCCUUUUCAGCCAGAGUAUCCUGAUAGUUCUUUUCAGUGUUACAGUGUUCACUGGGACAAUAAUGAGAGAGAAAAGAUGAGCCCCUGGGAUAUGGAGCCAAUUCCAGAAGGAACUGCCUUUCCAGAUGAAGUUGGUGCUGGUGUUCCUGUAUCCCAGGAGGAACUGACUGCUUUACUAUAUAAACCCCAGGAAGGAGAAUGGGGUGCUCAUUCCAGAGAUGAGGAAUGUGAACGGGUUAUUCAGGGCAUCACCCACCUUCUUUCCUUAGAUUUUGCCAGCCCUUUUGCUGUCCCAGUGGAUCUCAGUGCCUAUCCCUUGUAUUGUACUGUAGUUGCUUAUCCAACUGACCUCAACACAAUUAGGCGGAGGCUUGAAAAUCGCUUUUACAGGCGAAUAUCAGCACUAAUGUGGGAGGUACGUUACAUUGAGCAUAAUGCCAGGACUUUCAAUGAGCCAGACAGUCCUAUAGUUAAAGCAGCCAAAAUUGUAACUGAUGUCUUACUUCGAUUUAUUGGGGAUCAGAGCUGUACUGAUAUACUGGAUACUUACAAUAAAAUUAAAGCAGAAGAACUGAAUAGUACUGAUGCAGAGGAGGAUACAGAAAUGAUUGAUUUAGAUUCAGAUGGUCCUGGUACUUCAUCUGGAAGAAGGGUCAAAUGCCGAGGCAGAAGACAGUCUUUGAAGUAUAAUCCUGAUGCUUGGAGAAUACAAUGCAAAGAACUGUUGAGCCUUAUUUAUGAACGCGAAGACGCAGAGCCAUUUCGACAACCAGCUGAUCAUCUUUCUUACCCAAACCAUCAAGAACAAGAGGGAGAAUCCUCAGAGUCAGUUAUUCCAGAAAGACAACAAGAUCCAUCUCUUUCUGAGGAUUAUCAAGAUGUUAUAGACACUCCUAUGGACUUUAGCACUGUGAAAGAAACUUUGGAAGCAGGAAACUAUGGUAGUCCUCUGGAAUUUUAUAAGGAUGUCCGCCAAAUAUUCAGCAACUCCAAAGCUUAUACCUCUAAUAAAAAAUCAAGGAUUUAUAGCAUGACGCUACGAUUAUCUGCCUUAUUUGAAAGUCAUAUUAAAAAUAUCAUGUCUGAAUAUAAAUCAGCAAUCCAGAGUCAGAAGAGAAAAAGGCCAAGGUACAGAAAACGACUAAGAAGCAGCAGCAGUUCAUUAUCUAGUAGCAGAGCUCCUAGUCCAAAAGGGAAACAAAAACAAAUGAAGUUGCAGCCGAAAAAUGACCAUAAUACCUCAGUGUCUUAUGCCAGGACUAGCUCUCCAUUCUCAUCUCCAGUUUCAGAUGCUGCUGAAGGGCUUUCACUAUAUCUACUUGAUGAUGAAGUAGAUGGGCCAUUUUCUUCAUCAAGCUUCAGUGGAUAUAGCCGAAGUGGAAAUAGCCACGACCCAGGGAAAGCCAAAUCAUUUCGGAAUAGAGUUUUGCCAAUUAAGCAAGAUCACUCCCUUGAUGGACCCCUUACAAAUGGUGAUGGCAGAGAGCCCCGGACAGGAAUCAAGAGAAAACUUCUUAGUGCAUCAGAAGAAGAUGAAAGCAUGGGAAGAGAAGAGAAAGAGAAAAAAGAAACAAAAGAGAAAUCACAUUCAUCUUCCUCAGAGAGUGGAGAGUUAGGAUCAAGUUUAAGUUCUGAAAGUACUUGUGGUUCUGAUUCUGACUCUGAAUCAACUUCCAGAACAGAUCAAGAUUAUGUAGAUGGAGACCAUGACUAUAGCAAAUUCAUACAAACCAGGCCUAAAAGAAAACUAAGAAAACAACAUGCCAAUGGAAAAAGAAACUGGAAGAUGAGAGGCACAGGGGGAAGGGGAAGAUGGGGUAGAUGGGGCAGGUGGAGUAGGGGAGGCAGAGGAAGAGGAGGCAGGGGCCGUGGGGGUCGAGGAAGAGGUGGAGGUGGGACUAGGGGGAGAGGGAGAGGGAGAGGAGGAAGAGGAGCUUCUAGAGGAGCCAGCAGAGCCAAGCGUGCACGCCUUGCAGAUGAUGAAUUUGAUACUAUGUUUUCAGGACGAUUUAGUAGACUGCCUCGAAUUAAAACAAGAAACCAAGGCAGAAGGACUGUUUUAUAUAAUGAUGAUUCUGAUAAUGACAACUUUGUGUCCACUGAAGAUCCUCUGAAUCUUGGUACAUCCAGAUCAGGCAGAGUGCGCAAAAUGACAGAAAAAGCCAGGGUUAGCCAUCUCAUGGGAUGGAAUUAUUAACAGUUAAUAAAUUUAGAAUAAUUUAAAAAUUUCAAUGGCCUUCUACUGCAGGGAAUUUACCAGGAAAUCUACAAAGCAAGUUGUGUGGGGACUUCUGCUUCCUUUCACAUUGGUGCUUUUCCAUUAUGCCAGUAUACAUUUAUUUCAAGACUUUUGACCUCCACACUUCAUUUGUUCAAACAAGCCUUACUCAUUAGGCCUUAAAUUUAAAGAAAAAAUUGCCCACACAUACAUACACACACACACACACACACGUAUCACAGACACACUACAGAUUUACUACGUUAAAGGAGCAUUAUUCAGCUUCUUAAGAGUAGCAUGACAUUUUUAUCUCAAUGGAAUAUCCCUCUUUUGCUUUUGUAUCACAGAAGUAUAGCACCUUCUUAUAGAGUUUUAUAUAGUUUGUUUUUGCCAUUUUGAUUCCUGUACCCAGUAAUAAUAACUUUUGCACAAUACACCAAUCCUAAAGGCAGCUAUUAAAUGUUUACAGUUUCUAUAUUGUAAGAACGAUCUGGAUUAUUUUACUCUACCCAGGCCAAACUUUCAU
Condylura cristata (star-nosed mole) is the source of this 6153-nucleotide messenger RNA. RefSeq names its product bromodomain and WD repeat domain containing 3 (gene BRWD3). Gene Ontology annotation, cellular component: nucleus. Gene Ontology annotation, biological process: regulation of cell shape; regulation of transcription by RNA polymerase II; cytoskeleton organization. Gene Ontology annotation, molecular function: protein binding. The transcript is spliced from 41 exons. The record is from RefSeq and is a predicted model, not a curated record. NCBI's taxonomy places the organism in Eukaryota, Metazoa, Chordata, Mammalia, Eulipotyphla, Talpidae. The coding region runs from base 204 to 5606 and encodes 1800 amino acids.